Soboliphyme baturini is the source of this 189-nucleotide messenger RNA. Lineage: Eukaryota; Metazoa; Nematoda; Enoplea; Dioctophymatida; Soboliphymatidae. The record is from the annotation of a GenBank genome assembly.
AUGAACACAGUACCGGGGGACCUUCGGGUGAAACAGCUGGAGAAGCUGUACUUGGCCGGUCCGCAAUUCGGCGAGUGUUUUUCGAUUGAAGCUCUGGUUGACGUGUUGAUCUGUCUGUUCGACGAAUGCCUCAGUUCCACGCUCAGGAAGGAAAAGAACAUCGCCCAGUUCGUCGAUUACGGUGAGUAG